Molecule: messenger RNA, 774 nt
Organism: Verticillium dahliae VdLs.17
Lineage: Eukaryota; Fungi; Ascomycota; Sordariomycetes; Glomerellales; Plectosphaerellaceae
Exons: 1
Molecular function (GO): arylformamidase activity
Source: RefSeq, a predicted model, not a curated record
UUCAUCCACGGCGGCGCCUGGCGUGAUCCACGUAAACUCUACCCGGGCUUUGUUCCCUGUAUUCGCUCGCUCCUCGCCUCCGCCAACCCUUCUGGCCCCGGCCUCACCUCUUCCGGCAUCCGUGCCUUCGCCAGCAUCGACUACCGCCUCUCACCCCACCCCGAAUUUCCCCAGGACCCUUCUUCCGUGCCGCCCUCGGAGCUGCGCGAAGCCCGCCACCCCGAUCACCUGCUUGACGUGCGCGCCGCUCUCGCUAGUCUACAGGAGCGGUAUGCCUUUGGCGACCGCUAUGUCCUGAUCGGCCAUUCUGCCGGUGCCACCAUGGCGUAUCAGUUGGCCAUGGGUGGUGCCGCCAUCGGCCUUGGUGCUCCUGCCGCACCUACCCCUAGCGUCAUCCUGCCCUCUGCUGUCGUCGGCGUCUCAGGCAUCUAUGAGUUGCGCAAAUUUGUCCAGCGCCACGGUCCCGCCUACGCCGCUUUCGUUGCUGGGGCGUUUGGCGACGACGAGUCGGCCUGGAACGAUCGCAUACCCGCAUGCUACAGCGGCAGCUUCAGCGAGCAGCUCGGGUCCACGCGUGCCUACCUUUCCUGGUCGCCCGGUGACCAGCUCGUCGAUGAGACUGAGAUUGACCUCAUGGCCAAGCGGCUGGGAAAGGAUAAGGUUCAGGUCAAAGUCACCAAGGAUCUCACUGGCAACCACGAUGUUGUAUGGGAGGAAGGCACUCAGCUGGCCCAUAUUAUAAAGACUGUCUUGGCCGACCUGGCAGGCCCAUGA